AUGAGAAGAUUUACAAGUUAAAAAUAAAAGCGAGAUGAGUCUGAUUUGAAGCAGCAAGGUAAAACUGAAUUCAUAAUCAAGUGUUUAGUGAAUUUUAAAGCCAGGAAAAUAUACAAGCUACUUGAUAAAGAAACUGCUCUUUAGAUAUAGUAGUGUCUCAUUGCUAAUUAGAAGGAUAGUGCUAUUCAUAGGUAGUCAUGCAAAUUAGUGAAAUAAAAUGAUAAUUCUGAUGAUGAGAGUCAUGCGACUAUAUCUAAUGCCAGCAGCGAUCAUCUUAAGGAUCUUAAUGACAGUGUAGUCGAUUAGAUAAUUAGUGAUGAUUAAGUGCAAUAAGUACCCAAACACAAUUUCAAACUAUAUGAUAAAUUUAAAGUCAAGUUUGAUAGAUUCAAUCAAGAACUUACCAAAUCUCAACUAGAAUUAGAUGUGGGAAUAAUGCAGGGACUACUGUCACAAAGCUUGAUUCAAGAAAUUAAAAGUUCUUAUGGAAUAAACUCACUUUAUUAUACAGUGACAUAGGGUACAGAUUUAUUUUAGUCUGAGAAGGUGAGCGACAGUUUCAGGACCCCUCAGUGGCAAGAAACUUUCACUUUCACUCUUGAGCAUGAAAAUGAGAAAUUAUUGUUUGAGAUAUUCAGACACAAUAGCAGUGAGGGUGAUCUUUAGAUUGAUUAGUUUGAACUUAUUAUUCAGGAGUACAUUGAAAAACUUAAAGAUCAAUCCUCCAAGAGUAUGCUGAUUACUUCAGAUAAUGAAAAUGGGUUUAAAGUAAUGAUGAAGUGGAGGUAUGAGGAUUCAGGGAUCAAACUUUAGAUCCUAAAGAAAAAGAUAUAGCAACUUAAAGAGAUAGUUUAAAAGGACUCAAGAGAACUAAAACAAUUCAAGGAGAGUUAUGAAAAUUUGUUUAACUUUGAAGGAGAUUGUAGAUAAUUGAUUUAGAUUUGGGGAUUGAAUAUUAUUUUAAAGCAAUCACCAGAUUCUAAGAUGGAUAAUGCAUUUCAUACUUUAGAGAGUAACUCUGCAUCUCCUGAUUUAGCAUAUGAAGUAAGGCCUAAUAAGAUAAGUAAGUAAGCUAAGAAAAGACCAUUAGCAAAGGUAUCUAGGCAUAAUUCAAGAUCAAGUAGUCAAAUGGAUGAGUAGCUGACUCAGAACUCAAGACAAGACACUCUUGAAACUAUAACACAUCCUUAUGGAUUAUAGAACUUACAUCAGAAAAACAAUAGCCUAGGUCUAAAUAAUUAGAAUAGUAAUCUAUUGAAUAAAAAUACAAAGUUUCAACUCUUUAGGCCUCCUUUUAACAAUACUCCAGAGCCUAACAUUCAAAACAACAACCUUAUCACUAAAUUGAAUGGAGAUAGAGGCGAUUCCAAAGAUAACAAUAAGGAUAAUUUGAGAAUGGAAUCUCCUAAUAGCAAUUACUACAGAGGUGGUGGAUAUGGCUAAUAAUUCGAAAAUCAAACUCAGCUUAGAAAUCAACAAAUAUAAAAUCUCAAUCAAAGUAUCUUAUCUAAUCGUAGUGGAAGCAAUUCACCUGAGAAGAAGUUCUCAAGAAAUCAACUAUAGGCAAAGAAAAACAUACCAACUAUGAAUACAAGCCCUGAUUUGAAUAAAGGCAUGCCCCCUAAACUAGACUUAUAAAAUUAAUCUAUGAAUGGUGAGUAAUCACAAAUUUCUGAUAGACUAAGACCCACUGAUAAAAUCUUCAAUAACGAAGCUUUUAGCCUUUAUAAAGACUUGAAAAAUAAAUACAGUAGUAAUCAACAAAAUGGUAAAACACCAAUAAAUAGUGCUUAACAAUAGUUGAAUAAUUAGCAAAAUCAGCAGCCUCCUCUUCCUUUGUAGUAAUACAAUUCCUAAUCGAACAUAGCAAAUAAUAAAAUUGCCUAGACUAUUAUUAAAGUACCAGAUAUCACAAACAAUAACAUGAAUACCACGACAAAUGAGAAUGAGCAUGAUAGCUCUGCCUUGAAUAUGACCUUCACAGAGUUGCUGAAGCAGCAAGAUGAAUUAGACAAGUCUAGAAGCAGUCAGCACUCGCCUGAGUAAUUCAACUUUCUGAGAUUUGACAGCAACAAUAACAAUGAGAUCUAAAAUCAAGAUGACUAGGGAAUACAUAGGUUUACAUUCAACCAUAAAACUGAAAGGCAAGAAUAGGAGCAUGAUUCAAAUUCAAUUCCUAAAAUUGAUAUUCCAAAUUAUGUCCUAGGCCUGCCCCAAACUCAAACACAUAACGAAUCAUAAUUUAUAUAAACUGUUGAGGAAUAAGAAUUUAGAGCAGCUAAUGAGGAAGAGCACGAAAUCUUUGCUGAAGGUGAAGCUAAUGAUAAGUCUUUACCAAACAGAACCGAUGCUAAUCAAGGGCAGUAGAUGCUAAAGAGAAAGUAAAUGAAGGGUAAACAAAUGCAUGAGAUGGAUAUGGACAUGCUUGAAGGUAAUACGAGUUCUGAUUAAGUGAAGCCACAAAUAGUGGAAGUAGGUGAUAACAUUGUUGGGUUUGUGGAAUUUGUAGAAACUAGGUAAGAAGCUCUCAAGUAAAGGGAACUAUAGGCUUAAUUGAUUAAGUAAAUGAUUGAGUAAAGAGCAUAAUAACCGUUUAAAAGCGUAUUUACAUCUCAAAAGGCCUAAAAGACAGUAGCAUAAGAUGAUUAAGAUUUACAAACUUCUGAAUAAUCAGCCCUUAGUCCUUUUAAUACUAGAAAGGCAAAAGACCAGUCUCAUACAAUGAAUAUGCAAUAACAAGACUUACCUUAAAAAUCUAAGAAUUAGGAAGUAAUUGAUGACUUAUAGAGGCAGAUAGAAGAGAUAAUGAAGGAAAAUGAGUUGCAUUCAAGUCCAGACAGCAUAAACUAAAGAGAUGAAGAUGACAUCUUAAUGAAAUCAAAUGGCGGCCCCUCAAAUAUGAAAAGAAAUCAAAAAGGUAUGAAUAAACAGUAGCAUCAAUUCAUUGAUAAUAAAAGCAACAGUCCUGAUGAUUUAAAAUCAUUGGGAUCUUAACCUAUUAGAAGAGAUUAGUCUAUUGGAGACUUUUCCUAGAAUAGUAAGGAGAUCUUAGAACCUACUAUGAAGAAUCUAAGAAGAAUGGAGUUAAGAAAUCAAAGGAGAGAUAUACAAACCUCAUUAGUGACUUGUUCUAUUGAUAACUUAAUUGAUAAGCACGCUCGUAAGUCAGUUAUUGUUGAAAAUAAGCCAAGUAUUUCUGAAUAUAGUGGAAGUUAAAACCAAUUCUAGAUUCCUAGAGUGACACCUCAAUUCAAAGGUCAUGGCAGUUCAUUUAAAUUUGGACAGAGCAUGAAUGGUUCAAUGUAUAGAUUUGGAGGAAUGGGCAUUGGUCAUUUGAUGAAAAGUUUAGAAGCUGGAUCAAUCAUGGCUUAGCACGCCUUAAUAAAAAACAUAGAUCAAUAGAAUGAAGCAAAUAUUACGAGCAAUAAUAAUGAAGAUACAUUCUCUCAAAAUUCAUCUAUAUUCUCACCUGUAUAGAAUGUUGCUAUUAGUGACUAAAACAAUCACUCUCAGUCCAUGAAGAUUCCUCAUAGGGGUUCUCAUUUAAUCAAUAACAGUAUUUUCAACCACCAACCCUCAGGUCCUGAAGCUCUCGGGAAGAGAUUGAGUGAAUAUUCCAAUCCGUUUUCACCUCCGAAAUUGAACUCUAACUCUCCUCAGCUGCAACAGCAAUAGUAGCCUUAGAUGAAGUAACAGGAGAACACUUAAAGUUCAGGAUUUGGAUUUUUCUUUUAAAGGGCAUUUAGCAGGCCUUCAAGCAUAUUUGGAGGCAAGUGA
Stylonychia lemnae is the source of this 3777-nucleotide messenger RNA. The record is from the annotation of a GenBank genome assembly. NCBI's taxonomy places the organism in Eukaryota, Ciliophora, Spirotrichea, Sporadotrichida, Oxytrichidae.